UGCUUGUCCUCUGUGUCUGUACUACCAAUGUCACACAGUGCAUCCGAGUCUUAGUACAUUCGUCUUGUAUUGAAGGACAUGAAACCCUUGAUAUGAGCGCCCAUCACCUUGCAAGUCCAAAUUGAUUCCAAUAUGUUUCGAGUGGUUAUACGCCCUAGGAUUUGUCGCAGUGCCGCGUCACAUAAGCCGCGUUAAUAUCGCGUCAAGACCGCGUCAAUUUCACCGAAUCCAGCUUGCGAGUACAAAUUGGUGGACACGUUUCAAGCGUCAAGUCCGUAGAGGAGCACAACUCUGGUCACUAUCUCGUUCUCGGCCUUUCCUUCAUCCUUGGAUUCGUUGUGAAUGCUUCAAGUUGCCUUGACGAGUCAUGUUCGUCGAGUGAUAGUAUGCCCCGUUCUGCCUUGGCUUCUUCAAAUACUUGCUAAGUUACUUGCAGUUGCAGCGUUUCAACACGCUGGAAUUCAACUUCUUCGGCUGGUCUCUGCGGUAUCCUAUACACCCUGGUGUUACAUAGUGCAUCUGGAGUCACUUUUGGAUGUGAGAGAGGGGGAGGUGUUCAUGGUUGACUGAACGACCAGCACUUUCUUUAGGGCCGACUAUCUGCGUUAUCCUCAAUGUAUGAAGUGCAUGUUUAGAGGUCUUUGGACGGGUUGUCAAGUUGUCAACUGCUUCUUUGCUUUGCUGACUCGUUCCUCCGACAUUCGGCAACCAACCAUAAAACUCUUUCCUCUGUCAUUAUGUAUGGUUUUGUUCACUUACUAAUUACAAGUUCCUGCUAUACUGGUCU
This is a messenger RNA of Suillus clintonianus, 787 nucleotides long. RefSeq lists its product as uncharacterized. NCBI's taxonomy places the organism in Eukaryota, Fungi, Basidiomycota, Agaricomycetes, Boletales, Suillaceae. Bases 343 to 570 code for a protein of 75 amino acids. The transcript is spliced from 2 exons. The record is from RefSeq and is a predicted model, not a curated record.